This is a messenger RNA of Funneliformis caledonium, 657 nucleotides long. Lineage: Eukaryota; Fungi; Glomeromycota; Glomeromycetes; Glomerales; Glomeraceae. The record is from the annotation of a GenBank genome assembly.
AUGGCUCCCAAACAACAAAUUUCGAAAUUAAUUGUGCUCAUUCUAGCUUGUUUCUUCAUUGAAAGUAUUAAUGCUGAAAUUAGAGUUAUUAACGUCGGUGGUGGAGGUCAGCAAAAUUUAAAAUUUGACCCACAAUUUAUUACUGCACAUCAAGGAGAUAUCAUUCAAUGGAAAUUUAUUGGAGGAAAUCAUAACGUUGUUCAAAUGUCUUAUAAGGGUUCAUGUGAAAUGCAUCCUACGCCAUAUGCUUUUCGAUCCGAAACGAAUCCACCAAGCAAAAUGUUUGAGAUCGUUAUUAAUGAAGCAAAUGAUACAUAUUAUUAUAUGUGUGCCGUGGGUACUCAUUGUAGGGCUGCUGGAAUGUGGGGUGCCAUUAAUAUCGUUCCUCCUCCUAGAGAAACUCACGUUCUUCCUUCAGAAGAUAAAAAAAGUAGCCCAACUGAAAAACCAAUCGGAAUGAUACUUGGUGGCGUGUUUGGUUUUCUAAUAGUUUCAGUUGCGGGAUUCAUUUUAUUUAAAAAAUAUAAAUCGAAGCAAUCGUCAAAGAGAACAGGUCCUGAAGUCAUUAAGAUUAUUGGUAAAGAAGGAAAAAUUCCCGCUCAAGAUCUUAAGAAACCUGAUCAGGUCAAAAUUGAUAAUGUUGCCAAAGUUGUAUAA